Carlito syrichta (Philippine tarsier) is the source of this 1179-nucleotide messenger RNA. Its product is annotated as zinc finger protein 607-like. The record is from RefSeq and is a predicted model, not a curated record. Gene Ontology annotation, biological process: regulation of transcription by RNA polymerase II. Gene Ontology annotation, molecular function: DNA-binding transcription factor activity, RNA polymerase II-specific; RNA polymerase II cis-regulatory region sequence-specific DNA binding. Lineage: Eukaryota; Metazoa; Chordata; Mammalia; Primates; Tarsiidae. The transcript has 4 exons. Bases 1 to 1179 code for a protein of 392 amino acids.
AUGACAUUCAGUGAUGUGGCCGUAGACUUCUCUCAGCAGGAGUGGGAAUGUCUUGACCCUGUUCAGAAGACCUUGUACCGGGAUGUGAUGAUGGAGAACUAUGGCAACUUGGUCUCAUUGGGACAUUCCAUUUCUAAGCCAGAUGUAAUUGCCUUACUGGAGCAAGGAAAAGAGCCCUGGGUAGUUACGAAGGAAGAAACCAGAAGAUGUUGUACAGAUUUGGAGUCAAGGUAUGAAAUAAUCCACUAUGGAAAGAUGUAUGUUUAUAAUAAACAUUCAUCUCUUAGUCUACAUCAGAGAAUUCAAUAUGGAGAGAAACCCUAUGAAUGUAAGGAAUGUGGGAAGGCCUUUAGUCGUCAUACAGAACUUCGAGUCCAUCAAGUAAUUCAUACUGGUGAGAAACCCUAUGAAUGUCAGGAAUGUGGGAAAGCAUUUAGUCGUGUUACAGACCUUCGAGUCCAUAAAGUAAUUCAUACUGGUGAGAAACCCUAUCAAUGUGAAGAGUGUGGGACCACUUUUAGUCGUCUUACAGACCUUAGAGUACAUCAUAGAAUUCAUACUGGUGAGAAACCCUAUGAAUGUGAAGAAUGUGGGAAGGCCUUUAGCCGUGUCUCAAACCUUGCUCAACAUCAGAGAAUUCAUACUGGUGAAAAACCCUAUGAAUGUAAAGAAUGUGGGAAGGCUUUCAGUCAAGCCUCAAACCUUAUACAACAUGACAGAAUUCAUACUGGUGAAAAACCCUACGAAUGUAAAAAAUGUGGGAAGGCCUUUAGUCAUACCUCACAUCUUGUUAGACAUGAGAGAAUUCAUACUGGUGAGAAACCCCAUGAAUGUAAAGAGUGUGGGAAAGCUUUUAGGAGUAGUCAUCAACUUACUAUACAUUACAGAUUUCAUACUGGUGAGAAACCCUAUGAAUGUAAGGAAUGUGGGAAGGCAUUUAGUGUGUACGGACGACUUACCCGGCAUGAGAGUAUUCACAGUGGUGAGAAACCCUUUCAAUGUAACAAAUGCCGGAAGUCCUUUAGACUCAGGUCAAGUCUGAAAGUACAUCAGAGUAUUCAUACUGGUGAGAAACCCUUUGAGUGUGACAAAUGUGGGAAGUCUUUUAGACUUAGUUCAAUCCUAAAAGUACAUCAGAGAAUUCAUACCAGUGAGAGAAUUUAUGGCAUAUAUAUAUAA